UAUCGGUGUAUGCACUGUACAGUAAGGGAUUGUCGAGAAUGGCUUCGGGAUUUGAUCAAACAAGUAUAUCAUUGCUUGUAUAUAACCGACCCUGUCAAUUCUCAUUCCAAAAGUGUUCUUUACUCGGAAAGCUGUUGAGCCGACGGCCAGCCCUGGCCUGGAUUUGAAUCGAUUUACAAGGAAGACUAUAGGUUAUCUGAGGCGUAAGAUGUUGAUUUUCCUCAUAAAAGUAUUUGGAGAUGCAGCUGGCGACCUUGAAGAGUUUUCCGUUCGUAAGGUCAUACAUAACUUUAUACCUGCUCUGUUAACUCGAUAUUUGAUAGUCUUAUCUUCUUCUACAUUAUCAUUUUAUUGGUAAGUUUUUGGCAAUUUUAAUCUGAUAUGAAAUAAAGUAUUUUAACAAGAUCUAUAGUUAUAUCAACCCAUUGAAUAAAGUUUAGAACAUUUCCUGGGGUAAACCGCGUUAAAGGGUCCACUUCACCCCAAUCAUGUCUGACAAACGGACGAAAGAAGCCGCCCAGUCUGCUGCGCCAGCGCUGGAAACUACCGAUGACCAUCUGAUUAAGCACGACGAACAUAAAUUAACAUCUCGUUCCUCCAAUACCUAAUGUAGCACCUAUCGUUGGUGGUGCUGGCGUGGUACAUGAGGACAAGGAAAAGGCAGAUACGGCUGCUACCUCGUUUAAACACCAUCCAAGUGAGACUCCUGCAGAUCAUCAAUAUGCAUCUGAAGAUCUGGAGAAAGGCUAUUAUGGAAAUGAAUCUGCAGAAACGAAUGUCCGGAUAUUCAAAAAAGGUGGAGUUGUUGGAGGAACAGAAGAAUCAAGUGGAGAAGAUGAUGAUGAAAACCAUUAUAUUUCUGGUGUGCUGUUGGGACUUUUGACUUUUGGUCUUUGCAUGGCUACAUUUACUGUGGCAUUGGAUAAUACUAGUAAGUAUUUACAAUUGAUACGAUCGUCUAGUAAAUAAGACCAUCAACAUCUUGGCAUUGUUGGAUGCAUUAGCCUUGUUAGAUAUUUAGUUGUCUUGCAGGAAAAUCUACUCUAUGGCUCCACUGUUAUAUCCAUAUAACUUAUCGUACAUCAGGUUUAUUGGUAUAAUAAUUUAAAGAUAGUAACAAUCCAUAGUCAUCGCCACAGCUAUUCCAAAAAUCACAUCUGUCUUUAACUCUCUAGGCGAUGUCGGAUGGUAUGGAUCCUCCUACUUACUUACAACAACCGCUCUCCAGCCAUCAUUUGGACGUAUAUAUACCUAUUUUGACGUCAAAUGGACUUAUCUUUCUGCUCUUGUCCUCUUCGAAAUUGGAUCUAUUAUCUGUGCUGCUGCGAGGAAUUCAGUCACGCUUAUUGUGGGAAGAGCAGUUGCCGGCGCUGGAGCUUCGCUUUAUUUUCUGGCGGAAUGACAAUUGUAAGUUGAUUUUGAUUUUAGCAUUGAGUUGGAAUUGCUGUCUAUUUUUCACAAUGUGGAAGUUUGCCUCAACUAAUUCGGGACUAGAUCGGCUUUUCAGUGUCUUUGAUUAGGCGACCAUUAUAUAUUGCCAUGUUAUCAUCAAUGUUUGCCAUUUCCAGUGUCAUUGGGCCUCUUCUCGGUGGUGCUUUAACUGCUAAAGCUUUAUGGCGAUUGUGAGCCUAGUCGUUUCUAUGGUUUCGGAAUUCUU
Sclerotinia trifoliorum is the source of this 1657-nucleotide messenger RNA. The record is from the annotation of a GenBank genome assembly. Lineage: Eukaryota; Fungi; Ascomycota; Leotiomycetes; Helotiales; Sclerotiniaceae.